UUCAUUAAUGGUUCAGGAUAAAGUCUAGCCCCUCUUGUCCGUGCACAAUGAGUGUGUGUGGCUGCAGCACCUCAUACCUGAGGAGGUGGCUGCUGAAGACUCUGUUGUUCUUGGCUGCUGUGCAGCCGACGAGCGGUGACUGCCCCAAAUCAUGCGUCUGCCACGUUCCCACUGAAGUGCACUGCACCUUCAGAUACCUGACCGCAGUACCUGACCACAUCCAGCCAGCUGUGGAAAGAAUUAACCUCGGGUACAACAGUAUAACUGCCUUGAGAGAAAACGAUCUUUCAGGACUUGAGAACAUAGAGUUGUUGAUGCUGCAUAGCAACGCCAUCCACAGUAUUGACGACAGAGCCUUCCAAGACCUCAAGUCCUUACAGGUCCUGAAGAUGUCUUUUAAUAAAGUAAAGGAAAUCAAGAAAGAGACAUUCAAAGGCCUGGAUAGUCUGCUGAGACUCCACAUGGACCACAACCACAUUGACUUCAUCAGCCCGGAUGCUUUCUACGGCCUGACCAAACUGCAGUUGGUCCAUCUGGAGGGGAACCGCCUCCAGCAGCUCCACCCAGACACAUUCAUCACACUGAGACACAGCCAGGUGUUCAAAGUGUCCUCCGUGAGAAACAUUCACCUGUCGGAAAACCUCCUCACCACUCUGCCCGAAGAUAUCUUCUCAGGCUGCAGCCAGUUAGAGAACCUCUUCCUUCAUGGCAACCCGUGGACGUGUGAUUGUCGUAUGAAGUGGUUCUCUGGGUGGGCACAGAGGAACACAGGUGUGCUGAAAUGCAAGCGAGACAGGAGAUAUCCGAGAGGCCAGCUGUGUCCUGUUUGUGAAAAUCCUGCCCCUCACCACAACAGACCUCUAUCCCUCCUCCCCGGUGAUGGCUUCACUUGCACCAAACCCUGGAUCCAACCUCAUCUAAAGCAGAAAAACAUCAGCCUUGAUGAGGGGGACUUUACUCCAGUUUCCGCCAAAGACUUCAUUGCCCCAUUGGGCUCCAUACAAAUGAACCUGACCGACCAGUUUCACAAUGAUGCCAGCCUAUCCUGCACUGUCCAGAGGCCCUCUGCUUUCGAGAACCUGACACAAACCUUGGAGGAGGCCGAGGAGGGAAACAAUGUCACUGUGCUUACCGCUGGCAUAAUUACAUAUUUGGUGUGUAACACUGACCAUGAACACAUACAGCAGCUGUGGCAGAUCCUGGCCACCUACAGUGAUUCUCCCAUGACACUUGAGAGAGGCGUAAUGCUGGCCAGAAGCCCAGAAAUGGUGUACAGGUAUAGUCAGAUAAAAACAAAGGAGGCAGAGGAAGGAAUUCACACAAACAUUGAAACUGACAUUAAAGCCUCCCCUGCAUGGCUGAUGCAGGGAGAGGUGAGCUUCCAGCUGGACCGCACUUCUACCACUUUCUCCACUCUGCACAUUAAGUACCAGUCUGCAGUCAACCUACGUGUGGAAAAUACAUCACCUAAGAGGGACCGCUAUUCCUGGACCAUGAUCAAGCGAGAUAAUCAAACCAAGACUGAGCACGCUGUAAUUACAGGUGGUGUGGCGCAAUUGAGCUGUCAAAUCCAGGGUGAGCCAAAGCCUUUGUUGGAGUGGAUUUUACCAGAUGGAAGUAAGGUCAGAGCUCCUUAUUCCAGUGAGGACAGGAGGAUCAUAAUCACAGCUGACGGGAAGCUCACUCUACGGGGUGCAGAUGCUUCAGACACCGGCCUCUACCGGUGCAUCGCCACAAACUACCUGGAUGCAGAUGUCCUCGUCUUUCGAGUGACGAUUCUGUCCCCGGAUGUGGAAGAAGCUGAGGUCAACGGCGUCCAACUCUCACGGCCACUGGGUGGAAAUCUGGUUCUUGACUGUAGCUCCUCAGGGAGUCCUGAGGCCUCGGUCCAGUGGGUUCUCCCUGAUCACUCAGUGCUGGACAAGUCUCACGGGAACAGGAACGUGUACGAGAAUGGAACCUUACUGAUUCAGGGUCUUACAGCGAGGGACAGAGGAUUUUACAGGUGUUUGGUUUCUAAUCACCUGGGAGCUGAUCUGCUCGUGUCGCAGGUGACAGUGAUUGGAGAAACAUCUGAAAAGGUGACAGUUUUGGACAAUGAGGGCUCAGGGGUAGAAACAGAGGACAAGGUUGACCCUAGCUUGACUGAAAACACCCUCAAUGAGAUCCCCUCUUCCAGUCCCUCUGACAAAACCAGUCAAGAAUCCAGGACCAAAACCUCAGAUCGACCUUACCCCAGACUCAGGUCACAGGAUAGAGGAGGUGGUGGAGGUAGACUGGGACAGAGAAGGAGGGGGAAAAACAGCAACAGACGCAUCUGGAGUAGUAGGGUGUUUGAUAAAGCUUCCAGGAAAGUGGACCCACGGCAAUUUGCUGAAUUUAUGAAAAAGGCUCAAGGUGGGUCAAGAAUAAAGACUGGCACAGAGAAAGAGGGGGUAAAAUAUGAAGACUCAAACACUGGUCUUUCUGGUGAUGGUGAAAUCGGCUCUGAUGAGGCUCAUAGUGAAGAUCACCUCAUCAUUGUGCCAAGAAUAGUCAAAUCAACCACAGACAAUCCUCAGAAAGGUAGACUAACCACCACUCAGACAGGUCAGGGUAGUAAUGUAGCAACAAUGGAAACCACAGUCAGCAAUCAUGACAUACCAACAACAGAGUCAUAUAUGCAGUCAGAUUCUACACCAAUCAAGUCUACAUUCACACAACAUCCAACAGAAAGGAGGGAAAGUCAAAGUGAUGCAGCAACACCAUAUCACACAAUUUCACCCAAUGCAGGCUUUUCUAGUUUUGAUGAGACCACUGAUUUUUAUGCCCUGGACAGAACUACCAAGCCAAACAGGCGCCCGGUCACUCUCCAACUUACUGUGACAGACACGUCACAAGAAACUCAGCUCCAGUUCUCAGGAGAACAUCCCGCAGAGCCAGAGACAUCCACCGGGGGAUGGCUAUCAUUCACCACAGACCCUCAUGUCACCCCAAUGAGGGACGGCCCAGGCCCAGUCGAGCUAGUCGUUCACACGUCCACAGACCCAGAAAGCCGGACAACGUUCACAGCCGUCACCACCACGGAAAGACAGCAAGAUGAGAUAACCUUCCACACUACCCAAACCAUCAAAUCCCCCCGUCUGCCCGCAGGAUCCACUAUCAUCUCCCGGCAGCAAAUCCAAAUCAUCCCAAACAAGAACAGCAGAGGAGGGGGGCGUAGGAGGACCUUCCAAGGCCGCAGGAGAAUCAUUAAACCCAACAGGAUCACUGACAUACAGUCCUUCAUUAAUAAACUGAAACAGCCCUCAUCGAAGAAGGAAGGGAAUGCCACGGUGCCUUAUAGAGUUGAACUAACCACAGACUGUGACUGGGAUAAAGACAAAAGGAAGACAGCAACCACGGAUCUGCAGGUGGUCACACCAACAGCUUCCUCCAGUUCAUCUUUACACAGAACAGAGAGACCUGCCGCUACACAAAAACCUGCAGCCUCUACCACAAACUAUUACAUUACUUCAAAUGCCCCCUUCACCCAUACUGAGUCUAGACAAGAGGUUUCCAGUGGCUACAUAACCUCUGCUGAUGCCCCGGAGUUUGAUCCUACGAUUGAUCCCCUUUUGACCACAAAUAAAGAACCGUCAAUGUCCACCACGACCACUACUACAACCGCCUCGAAGGUUAUUCGUGGAAGAAUUCCAUGGAACAGGCUGUUUGGAGGCAAAGAGAGGGAAAAGAUACUUGGCAGGCUCAGGAAGCCAUCCAUCACCCAAAAAACCUCAACUACAGCUGAAACUAGAACAGCCACCCCAACCGCCACCCCUGCUGCUAUGCCCACCACCACCGCAACCUCACUUUCUGAACCUGAGACUCUGUCCCCAUCCAGACACACGGGGACUAAAGAGGGCUCAUCAGAUGAUGACUAUGGAGAUUCAUCCUCUGCAGAUUUCAAGUUCACAACACUGCGACCCAGCUUUCACCAUCUGACUACUACCAGCACACCAUAUUACUCCAAGUCUGCCCCCACUGCUGAAACACCACCAGAAUCACAGACUCUACCUUCCCCACCAACUGUCAAACCGCCUUCAAUUGAAAAUCCUGAUGAAGCCUCAUCAUCUGGGUCUGGGGGACUACCUGAUAGUUGGUUUGUAACCAGACAGAGGCAAGGUGGGACAAGAGGACGGCAAGGGCGUAGAAAGAGGCCCUUUAGGGGCAGGAGACCCUUCAAGAAACCUGCAAUUGCUAAAAUACACCCUACUACCACAAUUGAGGCUUUAACUACAACUACGGAGACAACCACACUACCACAGCGGACUGUUUCACUCUACAAGCACCUUUACACACCAUCUAGGAAUGAGGACAGAACUCCAGUAGUCGUUUCCACUGACUUGUAUGAGGAAUUUGACUGGAGCACAUCUAGCAGUUUACCAGCCUAUACUACAACCAAGACACCUUUGAUUCCUUCAACCACAUUCACCACCACCACCACAUUCAUGCCAGUUACCACAAAAGUGCCUUACACAACAGCUCGGACCAAAGUCCACAGCAACAUCAGACCGCCAACGCAGAGGAACGCUAAUCACGCCACUCAUAGGCCACCAGUAAGGAGUGAACAGGAAUACACCAACACCCCCUACAACAACAUAGACACACACAAUGCCAUCUCUAGUGUUUAUGAUCAAGUCACUGGCAAUGACGCUACAAAUGACAAUAUUGCUGGCUUUGAACCCACUACAAAGGUCAUGACAAGCAAGCCUAAGAUAGUUGGGGGCAAUGCAGCCAGCUUCACCGUGUUAUCCAACUCAGACGCUUUCCUGCCAUGUGAGGCUGUUGGAAUCCCUCAGCCAGCUAUAACCUGGAAGCGCUUCUCCUCAACCACAGGAAGCACCAUUACCGUUAAGGGGAAGAUGGGCAAGUUUGAGGUGUUGAGCAAUGGCACGCUGUCUAUCCAGAAUGCAAACAUCAAGGACCGUGGCCAGUACAUCUGUCUAGCUGAGAAUGAUCAUGGAUCAGAUAAAUUAAUUGUCACCCUCUCUGUGGUGGCCUACCCCUCACGCAUCCUGGAGCCAAAAAUGCGUGAGAUAAAGUCUCAUGCAGGUAACACUGUGGAGAUGAAAUGUAACGCGGAGGGUCGGCCCACACCCAUGAUAUCCUGGAUCCUGGCCAACCGAACCCAGGUCAGGGGUCAAAACGCAGUGAAAGGAAGGGUAUCAGUAUCUGCUGAGGGGACUCUGGUCAUUGAGCAGGUGUCCGUUUAUGACAGAGGUCAUUACAAAUGUAUCGCCAGUAAUCCAGCUGGAGCUGAUACUGCUACAGUUCGACUGCAGGUGGUGGCAGCUCCACCAGGUAUCGUGGAGGAGAAACGACAGCAAGUGAAAGCAGCUGUAAGCCAAAACUUGUGGCUACCCUGCACCGGCCAAGGCAGCCCUCAGCCGACUAUCCAUUGGGUCCUCCAUGAUGGGUUAAUGGUACAAUCUAAUAGACCUGCCAGUGACACAAGGAUAUCAGUGCACGGGAAUGGAACCCUCCACAUUGAGGAUGUGACUCUAACAGACAGCGGCAAAUAUGAGUGUAUUGCUACCAGCUCUACUGGCUCAGAGAGAAGGGUGGUGACCCUGACAGUAGAGAGGCGAGAGUCGGCACCUCAAAUAGUGGAGACGUCCCAGCGCAUGACAGUGUUGUUCUUCGGGGACCAGCUGAGAUUAAACUGUUCAGCUACAGGAUACCCUAAACCCAGGGUCAUCUGGAGGCUGCCGUCUAAAGCUGUAGUGGACCAGUGGCACAGGAUGGGCAGCAGAAUCCAGGUCCUGGAUAAUGGUACUCUUAUUGUUAGCACUGUGACUGAUAAAGAUGCUGGAGACUAUCUCUGUGUGGCACGGAACAAAAUUGGUGAUGAUCUCCAACUCAUGAAGGUCAGUGUGUCAAUGAAGCCAGCCAAGAUAGAGCCGAAGCUCUAUGGAAAGAAGCAGGUACCCUACGGUAAUGACUUUAAGGUCGACUGCAAGGCCUCGGGAGCACCAAAGCCAGAGAUAUCCUGGGGUCUACCAGAUGGUACAGUGGUCAACAGCGCUCUUCAGUCUGACGCCAGCAGUGGAGGAGGACGAGCACGACGCUAUACACUUUUUGACAAUGGAACUCUCUACCUAAACCAGGUUGGUAUGUCAGAGGAAGGGGCCUACACCUGCUAUGCUGAGAACCAGGUGGGCAAGGAUGAGAUGCAUUUACAUAUCACUGUGGUGACCGCUGCCCCCAGGAUACGUCCAACCGACCAGACGUAUGCCAGGGUGAAGCCAGAGGGGAACAUCCGCUUUGACUGCGAAGCACUUGGGGAGCCCAAACCAAAGAUCCUGUGGAUGCUGCCCAACAACGACGUCAUUGCGGCAUCUAAUGAACGCUACCUAAUGCACGUCAACGGCUCCUUGGAUAUCAGGGAUGUGAAGCUUAUUGAUGCUGGGGAGUAUGUCUGUAUGGCUCGAAACCCCGCUGGAGAAGACAGAAAAGUCUACAAGCUUGAUCUAGAAGGGAAUCCACCAGUGAUCAAUGGCUACCGGCAGAACAGGACUGUAAUCAAAGAUGUAGCUGCUAAAUACACCAGGAAAUUAAUAAACUGUAAGGCUGAGGGUGAUCCCACGCCUAGUAUCACUUGGAUUAUGCCUGAUAACAUCUUUCUGCCAGCACCAUACUUUGGCAGCAGGAUUAAUGUCCACCAUAAUGGGACAUUAGAGAUUCGUAACGUGCGACCGACUGAUACCGCCGAGUUCAUCUGCAUGGCAAGGAAUGAUGGAGGAGAGGCAGUAAUGGUGGUGCAGCUGGAGGUGAGCAGUAAACUCAGAAGGCCGAUCUUCAAGAACCCCUUCAAUGAACGUAUCGUGUCUCGGAUUGGGAAAACCACAGUUCUGAACUGCUCUGCUGAUGGAUACCCAAUGCCGGAGAUCACUUGGACUUUGCCUAAUGGAACACGGUUUACUGGUGGCCACCACCUAGCCAACAAUGGGACUUUAGUCAUCCACAACACUGGCAAAGACGAUGCUGGGAAAUACCGCUGUGGUGCCAAGAACUUCAUAGGCUACAUAGAGAAGCUGAUCAUUUUGGAUGUGGGGCAGAAGCCUUACAUCCUGACGAGGCCUAGGGGCAUCAUACGCAGUGUGUCAGGAGAACCUCUCUUCCUUCAUUGUCUAUCUGAUGGGAAUCCCAGACCCCGAAUCCACUGGACCAUUCCUGGAGGCCACACUCUUACUCGGCCUCAAGUCCUCGGGCGCUACCAGUUACUAGAGAACGGUACUUUGGUUGUUCAGGGUACAACUCUCCACGACCGAGGGAACUACAUCUGCAGGGCUCGGAGCGAUGUUGGGGAGGCUGUGCUCACUGUCCCCGUUAUUAUCAUUGCCUACCCUCCACGGAUCACAACAGGGCCACCUCCCAGUGUGAGGGUAGUAACCGGGACACCUAUCCAGCUUAACUGUGCCGCCAUUGGGAUCCCCAAGCCAGAGAUCACCUGGGAGUUGCCCGAUCGCUCAGUUCUGUCAGCGGCAGAACAGGGCAGGCCCAUGGGUAGCGAACUGCUCCACCCUCAGGGCACACUUAUCAUUCAGAGGCCCAAAGCCUCAGACUCUGGAACAUACAAGUGCCUGGCCAAGAACCACCUGGGUACAGACUCAAAGGUCACCUAUGUACAUAUAUUGUGAGAAAAAGACAAGACUGAGGGAGGACGGUGGCAUAUACGAAUGUAAAAAUGAACACUCUUGUGUCUGCGAGGUACAGUGCAUGUUUUCUCACAUGUGGAUUUGUGAGGAUCACAGCUAGUGGAAUAUUAUUUUAAAAAGUGACAAACGUGGAUUGAAAAAAAUAAACAUAGCACAAGAAGAGAAAGGAAACAGACAUUUUAUAGGGAAAACAUGUUUUUUUUUAACUGGAAAACCCAGCCUUGGGCAAGAAAGUUGUUAUUGUAACUUUGGAACCGGGGGUCUGGAAAUUCAUAGGUAGUUUUCAUUUGGGGUGGUCCUCAUGGGAGCGAAAAAGGGCCAGAGUCAAACUUAAAGUGAUUUCUCUGACCAGGCGUUCCUGGCCGCACAUAAUGAUACUAUUACAGCACAUACAGAGAGGGAGAAAGAAUUGUGUGACAGAAAAAAAAGGGUCCCAAGAGGCUUUUAAUUCGCUUCAGACAUUGGCCAGAAGUUGUUGCUGUCAUUACACAUUGCUUUGUCUUGACACCAAAUGAAAAAGACAGCAGGCAGAGUAUAUUAAAAUGUCUUUCGAGAGCAAUUCAUUGAAUUUCGCAGUGAAAAAUAGAUUUGUUAAAAAAAUAUAUGAGGCGUGUUUUACACUGGAUACAUACUGUAUCUGCAUGGACAAUACAGUAUUUUUGUCACAUCCUAUUUCUUUAUUAUACUUUUUAUAUUUUCAUGACAAUUUAAAGCAGAUUUCUUUAUGUCUAUUUGCAGUGCAGUUCAUUGGUCAAAACACACACUACCAAUCUAUUGUGUUGUACACAAGAAUUUACAGUAAUGUUAUACAUUAUGCUAAUCUGUAAUAAUACAGUAUAUGUUUAUCUAUUUGUAGUAUCUACUUUAUCGAAGUAUGGGAGACAAAAUGACAUUAAAAAGAAAA
Molecule: messenger RNA, 8583 nt
Organism: Sebastes umbrosus (honeycomb rockfish)
Lineage: Eukaryota; Metazoa; Chordata; Actinopteri; Perciformes; Sebastidae
Gene: igsf10
Product: immunoglobulin superfamily, member 10
Exons: 9
Coding region: 48-7661 (2537 amino acids)
Cellular component (GO): extracellular region
Molecular function (GO): protein binding
Source: RefSeq, a predicted model, not a curated record